AUGGCGCGUAUUGUCGACACUCACGUUUUGAACAACACCAACGAUCUUGUUUGUCAUGGUAAAGAUAAACGAUCCAAAAAUUUAAAAUUUCAAUACAAAUGGUUGCAUACUUUUCCAUGGUUAGCGUACUCCGCAAAAUUAGAUAGUGCAUUUUGUACGUUUUGUGUAGCGUUUACUAAAUCAGGAGCCAUUGCCAGAGUUAAUGAAGUGAAAUGUUUUACAGUUCUUGUCGACGAAACUGCAGAUAUAGCCGGUCUUGAACAAGUGUCUAUUUGCGUUCGGUAUAUUGAUUUAAAAUCCCAUGAAUUACACGAAGAUUUUCUACAAUUUGUUCCAACCACUGAUGCAUCAGGAAUAGGUUUAUCAAGACUUAUACUGGACAAUCUCAGAAAGUUUGGUAUAGAUACACAAUAUCUUCGGGGUCAGGGGUAUGACGGUGCAGCCGCGAUGGCUGGGAAAUAUAAUGGAGUUCAAGCUUAUGUAAAAAAAGAACAUCCUUAA
Melanaphis sacchari is the source of this 501-nucleotide messenger RNA. RefSeq names its product zinc finger MYM-type protein 6-like. Bases 1 to 501 code for a protein of 166 amino acids. The record is from RefSeq and is a predicted model, not a curated record. Lineage: Eukaryota; Metazoa; Arthropoda; Insecta; Hemiptera; Aphididae. The transcript is spliced from 3 exons.